UAUCCAACCAGAUCCCAUUUUCUUAGUCUUAUGUAAUCCAUAUCUCAACAAAAUCAAUUAUAACCUUAGUCAUCGUUUUAAUUUUGCCCUUUUUGGCUACCAAUCUUAAUCCUGAUCACAUCUUUAGCAUCCAACAUGCUCAAAACCGACUUUGCUUGUUCGACAACCGUAGCACCAGCCAUUGCCAAAUUUUUCCCCCACCCCCUACUCCCAACCACCAAAUCCGUCCGAUAGAAAUCACAAAUUCCCGUGAACGAAUCGCUACCAAGUCGUUUUCUUCUUCAGCCUCUCUCAUUCUCACCCCCUACUUAAUGAUUUCUAUUUCUUGCAAGCGUGGCAUGGCCUCACUUUUGGAGUAGAGUAAAAGAUUUUUAAAACCGUGGAAGUUGCAGGGUUCCCACCAACCUCAAUUUAUCUUUUACGUCCCACUACCUCCAUAUCCAAAUAUAUAUAAAUCCAGUUCUAAGCAAAAACCCAUUCCAAGUCUUCCGCUCAUGGAUCCAUAGACCAAAUCUUGUUACAAUUUUCGGCUAAGAAUUAUGGUUCCAAUGGCUAAAUUCCUCGCCUCAAUCUUAUUACUUAUCCCCUUUGCCUUUGCUGAUGUCAGUUUUAACUACCCAGCCGUCUUCAACUUCGGCGACUCCAAUUCCGACACCGGCGUCCGCAUCGCCGCCGGCCUCGAGAGCCUCGAGCUGCCUAAUGGUCAGACCUACUUCCGCCGGCCGGCCGGACGGUUCUGCGAUGGCCGACUCAUCAUCGACUUCCUCAUGGAUGCUAUGGAUAUGCCAUUCCUUAAUGCCUAUCUGGAUUCUGUUGGUGCACCAAGUUUCCAGAAAGGUUGCAACUUUGCUGCAGCUGGGUCUGCAAUACUUCCAGCAACAGCAUCAUCUGUCAGCCCAUUUUCAUUUGGCAUUCAAGUUGCUCAGUUCUUUCGAUUUAAAGACCGAGUUCUUGAGUUGCUAGGUGAAGGGAACAAAUAUACCAGAUAUAUUCCUAUGGUUGAUUUCUUCAGUCAAGGACUUUACAUGUUUGACAUAGGACAAAAUGACCUUGCUGGCGCAUUCUAUUCCAAAACAGAGGACCAAGUUAUUGCUUCUAUCCCAACAAUACUGGUGGAGUUUGAAACUGGACUUAAGCAAUUAUAUAACCAAGGUGCAAGGAGAUUUUGGAUUCAUAAUACUGGUCCACUUGGGUGCUUACCUCAGAACAUAGCCACUUUUGGCAAAGAUCCAUUGAAGCUGGAUGAGCUUGGAUGUGUGAAUGCUCACAACCGUGCUGCUAAGCUUUUCAAUCUGCAGCUUCAUGCACUUUGCACAAAAUUGCAGGGUCAAUUUGCAGAUGCAAAUGUUACUUAUAUUGACAUCUUCUCCAUAAAAUACAACCUUGUUGCAAAUUUUUCUCGAUAUGGGUUUGAGCAUCCCACAACAGCUUGCUGUGGAUAUGGGGGGCCACCAUUGAAUUAUGAUAGUCGAAUCCCAUGUGGACAAACAAAGAUUUUUAAUGGGAGCUCAGUAACAGCAAAAGGGUGCAAUGAUACUACUGAGUAUGUUAGUUGGGAUGGAAUACAUUAUACUGAGGCUGGAAAUCUUCAUGUUUCAUCACAAAUACUCACUGGGAAGUACUCUGAUCCGCCAUUCUCAGAUAAAAUGCCUUUCCUUCUCAAACUAAAGUUUUGAGACCAAGUUGACUUGCAAUUCUGUCUACUGAUGGCGGACCAUGUAGCCGUUAAAUGUAUUAUUGUUGUUAAUGUUAUUAAAUCAAGUUGUAUUCCUUAAACAAGUGAAAUAAAUGUCAUGCUCAGUUCUUUCCAUGAUCAAAA
This is a messenger RNA of Elaeis guineensis (African oil palm), 1819 nucleotides long. RefSeq names its product GDSL esterase/lipase At1g54790. Lineage: Eukaryota; Viridiplantae; Streptophyta; Magnoliopsida; Arecales; Arecaceae. The record is from RefSeq and is a predicted model, not a curated record. Gene Ontology annotation, molecular function: hydrolase activity, acting on ester bonds.